This is a messenger RNA of Tigriopus californicus, 1600 nucleotides long. Its product is annotated as carbonic anhydrase 1-like. The transcript is spliced from 4 exons. Bases 591 to 1517 code for a protein of 308 amino acids. Gene Ontology annotation, cellular component: cytoplasm. Gene Ontology annotation, molecular function: zinc ion binding; carbonate dehydratase activity. The record is from RefSeq and is a predicted model, not a curated record. NCBI's taxonomy places the organism in Eukaryota, Metazoa, Arthropoda, Copepoda, Harpacticoida, Harpacticidae.
UCCAGAGCAAGCCAUCAUCCAUCCAUCAAUUCCGUGACGAUUUAACGAGGAAGUCAUGUGGCCGAGAUAUGGGUGGACAAUGAGAAUGAUUAUGCUUUAUGGUGGGCUUGGUGGGCUGUCAUGGUUUCGUACCAUUCACUGUCUUGGCAUGAUUAGUUACUGACAUCCAUCCACCUCAAUAGGCUGGAACAAUUUGGCGUAAAUGAUACCAAUUUUUGGAAAAUCAAGUUUAACGUUCUUCAACUUGCUUAUGUUGGCAAUGCACUCGUAGAUGUUAUGAUUUAAUUCCAUUGAGUUAGAAGGCCAUAACUUGAGCUAUAUAUAUUUCAUAUGAAAUACGUACAACGAAGUAAAUUUGAAGCGUUAAUUUUUUUUGUUUUUAAAUUGACACCCCAAGCACUUCAAAGUGCUAUUUUUGUGGGAAUUUGGUCUUGUUUGAUCCCUAAUUGUCUCCAGGGGAUAUUGAAGGUCGAUCAAUAAGAGCGAGAAAUGUUUUACUGAGAAGUGCGAGAUCAACCCUCUUCCUCCCUGUCUUUGUUUGGACAUACGUUCAUUAUCCUGGGAAACUUUCCUUCUGAAGGACCUGAAGGAUGUCCUCUGUUCGCCUCAUGAUGACUUCACCAUUGCCGUCAACCCAUAAAGUUCUUGUUGCAUUCGUUUUUGGUGUGUUGUUUGUGGCAUCUCAAGGCUUCAAAGUGGCCCAAUUUGAUUACAAAGCCAGAGGUCCUUCGACGUGGUGGUUCUUCCAUCCAGAGCAAUGCGAUGACCUUCUAUUUCCUCUCCAAAGUCCAAUCGAACUCAACUCGACUUUCAAUCAAUAUGACAUUCUUCUGAACGAGGAGCUCGAGUUUUCCAACGGUCAAACCCCACCCAAGAGUCUGGAACUGUUCAAUGAUGGGACGACUUUGCUCAUGAGACCCAAUUACCCCGAGGGUAAACGGCCCAUUCUGACGGGCGGCCCUCUGAUUCCGUUCCGAAAGUAUCAAUUAGACCAUAUGAUUUGGCAUUGGGGCGAGGACGACUCCAAUGGAGGCGAACACGUGAUUGACGGCGUGAGCGCCCCAAUGGAACUUCAACUGGUGUUUACGAACCUCAUAUACCCUGACUUUGAUGAAGCUGGUCGAUCUGAGGAUGGUCUUGUCAUAUUAGCAAUUCAAUUCGAGAUCGACGACUCCAUGAAGAAUGAUAAGCUCCGAUUGUACGACAAAGUGCUGCGGUCCUUACGAAAAUCGGGAAAUCGAAUUCAAAUCGAGGCUUCCGGUUUGCCCUCACUCCGCGAUUUGACGAAUGUGGUUGAUUUUGGCGAGUACUUUGCUUAUCAUGGAUCCCUGACGAGACCACCGUGUUUCAACACGGUCCAAUGGAUCGUCCUGAAAAACAAAGUCAACAUUCAUCCAUCUCAGGUUUCGUCGUUUCGAGCCCUCAAGGGUUUUGAUGGCCAGCCCAUGACUCGUAAUUGGCGGCCAAUUCAACAUCAAAAUCAUCGUACUAUUGUAUUCAAAGGACCUGUGGUUUAGAAUUCCUCGUGUCACGCUGACAUUUAAUUCAAAUAAAUAUGCAAUCACACAUGCGCACUGAAUGUGCCUCCAAACGGGAAGUG